Messenger RNA from Thlaspi arvense, 588 nucleotides. The record is from the annotation of a GenBank genome assembly. Lineage: Eukaryota; Viridiplantae; Streptophyta; Magnoliopsida; Brassicales; Brassicaceae.
AUGUCUCAAUCAGGUCAACUUGGUUCAGCUACAGGAAGUAACAAGGGCAAAGCUAUGCUGCUUCUGAGGCUCAAAAUCACGGUGCCACGAUUUGAUAAUUCGGACUUGAUCAAAGGAUACUCUGGUACCCUCAUUGGGAGGUGUAUGAAUCCGAUGAUGCAGGAUAUGAACGCCCUUCUGAUUAUGUUUCCAAGGAUCUGGAAGGUGGAGGACUGUGUCGCUGGAGCAGACCUUGGUAUGGGGAGGUUCCAAUUCGACUUUGACGAAGAAGAGGACAUCAACUCUGUGCUUCAGAUGGAGCCGUACCACUUUGAUGGUUGGAUGGUGGUCCUAGUCCAGUGGGAGCCGAUAAUGGAGCCCAACUACCCUUCCUCUUUGACUUUUUGGGUGCGCAUAAUGGGGGUUCCCCUGCACUUCUGGGCUGACACCAGUUUUCGGAACACUGGGGAGGCUAUUAGAGCUGUUCAUGAAAUUGAUUUGGAUGGGGGCAGGGUCCGACUGACGCUAGAUGCUUUCAAGCCAGUCAUUCUUGCCUCGAGUGUCACAGCCUCUGUCACGAUGCAAGCCGCUGUCCAAUGCUUUAUCUGA